Coregonus sp. 'balchen' is the source of this 14264-nucleotide messenger RNA. The record is from the annotation of a GenBank genome assembly. NCBI's taxonomy places the organism in Eukaryota, Metazoa, Chordata, Actinopteri, Salmoniformes, Salmonidae.
UGAACAUCACGUGUGAGAUGCCAUCGAGGUUCCGCUGUGCUAACGGCUACUGCAUCUACUCUGGGAAUCUGUGUAACCAGAAGGACGACUGUGGGGACGGAAGUGAUGAGAAGGAGGACCUCUGUAAGCAACGUACCCCCAAUGCAACAUUUGUAAAUGCAGCCCUAAUGCAAUAUGUUGUGGAGGUUAGGUUCAGUAAACGCAGAAAUUAUGCAACCUGUAGUGAUGUUUAAUGAAGUGAACAUAGCCCGAAUGCAACAUAUUGGGGUUUAUCUGGGUUUAGUUAAAGUAGCCCUAAUACAAACUGUAGUGGGGUUUAGGUUUUGUGAAUGUAGCCCUUAUGCAAAUAAUAUUAUGGUUACGUUUGAGUGAACGUAGACCUAACCCAAAUAUUCAUUAGGUUAAGGUUCAGUGAACGCAGCCCUUUUAUUUGAAAAUGUAUUGCAAUAAACACUGAGUGUACAAAACAUUAGGAACACCUUAAUAUUGCGUUGCACCCACUUUUGCCCUCAGAACAGACUCAAUUUGUCAGGGCAUGGACUACAAGGUGUCGAAAGCGUUCCACAGGGAUGCUGGCACAUGUUGGCUCCAAUGCUUCCCACAGUUGUGUCAAGUUGGCUAGAUGUCCUUUGGGUGGUGGACCAUUCUUGAUACACACAGGAAACUAUUGAGCAUGAAAGACCCAGCAGCAUUGCAGUUCUUGAAACACUCAAAACGGUGCGCCUGGCACCUACAGUACCACCAUACCCCGUUCAAAGGCACUUCAAUCUGUUGUCUUGCCCAUUCACCCUCUGAAUGGCACACUAUGUCUCAAUUGUCUCAAGGCUUAAAAAUCAUUGUUUAAUCUGUCUCCUCCCCUUCAUCAACACUGAUUGAAGUGGAUUUAAGGGAUCAUAGCUUUCACUUGGAUUCCCCUGGUCAGUCUGUCAUGGAAAGAGCAUGUUUUGUACACUCAGUGUACAUUUUCCAAUGGAAUCUUCCCGAACAUUGCAUGGAUAAUGACAUUGUUAGAUCACCCUCUAUGUUAAAGUGCAGUUGGACAGGCACUCAGUGACUUAAUCUCAAAUUAAGGGUGAGGGGAAGCAUUUAUGACUAUUGAAAUAACAAUAUUAUAGAUAAGAAAGUCGUUAUUUGUUUGAUUGUUGUACAAUCCGGCUUAAAAAUCAAUCUAGGCAAAUUAUUUUUAGAAGAGAUUACUGUUGUAUUGUUGUUAUGAAUUGAGGCAGUUUUGUAAUAUUUUUGCGGGGCGUGGGGGUACAACAGGAUGAGACAAAAGAUAAAUUAAGAAUGGAAUGCAACUUUGAUUGUGUUUAUGUAUUUGUGUGUGUGUGUGCCUGUGUGUUUGCGUUCAUGCUUGUGUGUGUGUGUGUGUGCGCGUGUGUGUGUGUGUGUCUGUGCUCAUCCGUGCGUGUUUCCUUACAGGCCGUGAGCCCACCCUGGCUCCUUGCACACUCCAGGAGUUCAAAUGUACCAAUGGACAGUGUGUAGCCCUGCCCUAUGUGUGCGACCACAAUGACAACUGUGGGGACCGCACUGACGAGAUAGGCUGCAGUGAGUUCAACAUCACUCUCUCACAACAUUUAAUCUUCUGAGAGAGCAAAACCCAUUGCUCACAAUUAUUUGUAUUACAUAAUUGUUACAUUACAAAUGAGUAACCAUCAUCUGCAAUGUAUCUGUGAAGGAGCUGGCCGUACCCAUGCACACUACGAGGUUAAUGAAAAUAGUAACUGGACUGGAAACAUUUUCAAAAUCUGUAAAUAUUUAUUAUAAAACAGUUGGGUUAAAAAAUAGGUUAAAAUACAGACAAUGCUAAAGGUUAUAAAAUCAACAAACUUUCCUGCAGAGCAUAAAAGCAUGUCUACCUCCUUUCAUGAAGUAUUUCUCCUACACUGUUCAAACAGACACAUUCUAAAGCGACACACAAUAAUUAAAGAUCAAUCAUUAACACAGUAAUUAAGAUCAACACACCUGAACACACGCAAACUGACAAGACAAACACUUGAAACUGUUGAUGAUACAUGUACAUGUAUAGCAAGGUUUGAAUGAUAGGAAACACAAUUUGGGCCCAAUGAAACAACAUAUUUGACAAACUAACACAUUUAAAAUGUAUAAGUGAAGAUGCGUUAUCCUUAUGCAGAUGCUAUCUUCACAGUAUCUAUUAUGUAAUGUAAGUAGGUUAUUUACCUCAGCCUUUCUCAACCUCGGGGCAAUUCCAUAUAUUUGAUCUAUUCAAACACCACUGAAACUAGUGACUAAUCAGCAAAGGGUGUGCUGGUGUUGGAAUACAUCAAAAUUAUGGAAUGACUGGUGGGCCUUGAGGAUUGGGUUGAGAAAGGCUGAUCUACCUUACUUUAAUUCUACUUUCAUAGCCUGAACCAGAUUCCUUAACUUCAAAUGAUUGUUUAUUACUGUGAUAUUAUCAAAAGCUGAUUUAGACAAAUGGAGAAAGUGACCCAUUGUGUGCCCUGUUCCAGAUUUUGGCCAUGACCGGACCUGUGAGGAGAAACUGUGUCAGCACGAGUGUACCAACCUGAACGGGACCGGCUUCAUCUGCUCCUGUAAACCCGGAUACAGAGUGGACCCAGACAGCACCUUCAACUGCAUAGGUACACACAUAUAGAGACAUGCUCACUAGGGCUGACCCCAUUUAGUCGACUGGUCGAUUGUUUGGUCGAUAGGCUGUUUGUUGGUCGACCGAGAUUUCUUUAGUCGAACAGUAGCAAACAAUUAAUAAAUGAUGGUGUACAAGACACCUGUCUGAUUUGCGCCUGUCUGAGUGGACUACUCAAUUGUGGAGGCCAUGGGGGUGGCAAAGUCCAUCACUAAGGCAUGAGCUACUGAAAUUGUAUAUGGUUAAGGACAAUUGUACAACACUAAUAAAAAUAAUAUUAUUUUAUAACAAAUGCGCUUUCUCCCUCGUUUGAUAGCGGUCACUGUCCGCGGUUCUGAAACAUCAGUGUGCUGUUGAAUUGGCGCCUUUUCCUAGACCAUGUUGCUAUGUGCAUAAUAGCAAAGUUAGCCAGCAUAUUGGUGUUGAGAACAAUGUGGCAGCAGAGUUAGGAGACGAGAAAACAGCCCCUGCCUUAAUUGUCUAAGAAAAGUGAGGAGAGAGGAAACCCCAACAUAAUUAGGUCUAUAAUCAGUAGCCUAACUGUUAAAUGUGCCUGGGUAUUUUUAAAUCAUCCAUAUAUACUAUAUCUACAGAAAUAAGACAGAUCCUGCUUGUGUUGCCUGUUUGUUUAAUAGCCUCCUGAUUCCGUGAGCACCAAGCCUCAUGCAACACAACAUGUCGGAUAAACAAUUUCACAAAUUCGGCUGUUUUUAAUCUCUGGAAUUACUUAUUAAUAAUAUUUAUAAUAAUAAUAAGCCUCCUAUUCUUGAUCUCCUUGUUAUUGUUAUUAUUAUGAUCAUCAUUAUAAGAAUAAGUAAUGCCAUUAUCAUUAGUAGGCUUAGUAGUUUAUAGCAGCCUUGUAUAACUACCAUCGAGCUGUAGGCCUAAUAGCACAUCCUGUUUAGUCUUAAUUCCAUAAUUUACUUAGGCUUAUAUUUCAAUACUUACUGUAUAUAGGCUACUGUAUCAAUCAAUCAAUAAUUCGUACAUGUCACCACACCGCAUAUGAGGCAUUCAUGAUUUUUAAAUGGGGGGUGUACUUCUAAGCUAUAUGGAAUUGUUUUAAGAAGGUCAUACCAAGGAUCAUUUUGCUAUUUGAUUUCUGAAAAAAAAAAAAAAAAACAUUAAAACAAUUAUUAGAAAAAUUAUUUUUUGGCCUUACUGCUAUUAGCCCAUACAAACACAUUGAAUAACAGAUUCACUACAUGGAACAAUAGAUAGUCCCAAACAAAAUCUAAAGGAAGUUUGUUCUGAAGUGUCUGUCCUAUAUCUGAGAAAUGUAAGAAAGAUCAGGAAACAUUUGUUGUAUUUUUUAAAACUUAUUUUUGUCACUAAACAGUCUCCAUAUACUGUACUUCCAUACAUUUUUUCAACGGGUACAGUGGGACCUUCAGACAAGUCUUUUGAGGCCUGUGGGCGCCCUAGAGCAAAACAAGAGUCUCACCUUUACACAGAUGGGUCAUAUUAGUGUGUAGCCCAAACCCUUUGGACGCUACAGACGUUGCCAGAUCGGUUGUACCGACUUCAGAUGAGUCCCAAGACGCUUGUGGAGGUCAUAGAGCAAAACGAAGAUUCUCAUCUUUCCAUAGAGGGGUCAUAAUAGUUUGUAGGCCAAACCGUUCGGACGCUAUAGAUGAUUUUGUGAGAAUACCGAUCUUCGGGUUGUCUCAUGUUCUGACAAACACCGUUGUAGUUCUAUCACCUUUCACCGCAGCUGCGGAAGUGUUACAUAGGUGGAUGCGGUUGAUUGAGACGCAUCCAAUGCAAAAAAUAGAUAUCUCUAGAUAUCUCUAGCUUAAACUGACAGAUUUUUAUGGGGAAUCUUUCCACGGGGGCGCGGGCAUCGACCUUAGGUUAAUUAUUUAAUCAAACAGAGCGCUUAAAGCACCAGACAAGCUCAGUGCAUAUAGUUGAUUUCAUUAAAACACAUAGGAUGUGUCUAAAUAUGGAAAAAUACACAUUUUAAAAUGUUGACUAAUCAAUUGGUGACUCUCGGUCUACAGCCCUAAUGCUUGUACGCACACACACCACACACUCCGACAUGCACUUAAACAACAUUCAACUUACACUACACCCACACAGACAUAAACAACAUGAAUAUUUCAAAUCAUAUUAACUGGAUCAUUGCCUUCAUUCCAUCUCUUCCUUGUAGAGUUGUUGUUGACUGAAAACAAUACAACAGAAUCAACGAAGCACAAGCUACACGCUUGACUAGAUAACACUCUGAAAGAACAUAAAUCAAAGUGUUUGUUGUGAAAAGCAGCAGCAUUAGUAUGACUCCGUUUUGUGGUUAUAAACAGUAUAGGUCAAUUCUUUGUCCAAAACAUGUUUUGCUUAGAAAAUAGCAUUCAAGUCCAUGUUUACAGAGACCUUGCUACCCUAUAAACAAUAACAAGCAAUAUAGUUACUUAACUUUCUACCUCAAUUUUUCCCAGACGUCAACGAGUGUGAGGUACAUGGGACAUGUCCGCAGGUCUGCAAGAACACCAAGGGCGGGUACGAGUGUGUGUGUGCCCCCGGGUACCGCAAAGUGGGUAAUGGCAACCAGUGUGAAGCUGAGGGUGAGUUCACACCUCUACCAUACUGUUGUUUAGACCUGAGACCUAAAGCUUUGCUUUAGAAAUAUGCUAAUUGCUAAGUAUUUUGCUAAUUGAAGACCAGUUGACUAAUUUGCAAAUGAACAGUUUGUUGGUUUUAUCUCAUUUUAGUGCUGUGUAGGCCUAUAAAUUGAGUGUUUGAGAUUUCAAAAUAAUCUCCAUAAUAUUAUACACUAUUAUGAACAAAUAGUAACAAUAUUGUUAUUAUUACAGUUGCUAUUAAUUUAUCGACGUUUCUGGAGAAACGUUUUAUGGGUAAACUUUAAAAAUAAACUUUUCCUACUUCAACACAAACUUACCUGAAGCUGAUUAUUCCAGGUGCCGGGCCUCUCCUAUUGCUCCCAGAGAAUAUCCGUAUCCGGAAGUUCAACUUGCAGACGGAGGCCUACCAUGACUUCCUCGAGGAGCAGGAGCACAUCAUGGCUCUGGACUAUGACUGGGACCACAACAACACUGGACUCAGUACGUCACACAGACAAAAUUAGCGGUCUCCUAUGACCCAAACAAAAUAGCUGCGAUUAUAGGAAAAAUACACUUUUUGUUUUUACAAAGAAACACUAUGUUUCGAAAUAAACUUUACUUAUCAAAGUCAGGAAUGCAUAUUCAAAUACGUGUUUAACAUGUUAGUUAAACUUACAUGGAAAACCUUAAUUAUCAUCAAUAUCAUCAAAAAGUGACUAAAUAUUGUUAGCAGUUGAUGUUAUUCUUCAAUAACACAGACCCCAAAGGAAAUCGGGGAGAAAAAUAUAUUUAUUCAAAGAGAACUAAUCAUAGUUGUUAUGCUGGAAAGUAGAUGGUAGAUGUCCUCAAUGUUGUCUCCACUGAACAAAGAGACAGGAUGUAGUUUAUAGCCUCAAGCCUAGCAUGUGGCUGACCAAUUAGAAUUCCUUGCAAUAAAAUUAGGCCAAUGGCCAAAUACCAAGUAUCCUGUUUCAGGCUCAAUGUAUAGACCAUUUGAACCAAUGAGAACUUGCCACAUGUAGCUAUGAGUCCCUGGUUGGAACCCCUACACAGAUUCUAAACAGAUGUUGAACUGAAAAACAACUAUUUCCAUUGAUCGUUAAUUCCCUCUUGACCUCUAGUCCUCCAUUGACCACUAGUCCUCUGCGUUGUGUAUUUAUCUUAGAAUAUUCUUACAAUAUAAUCAAAAGUGACUAAAUAAUGCAAAAUAAUAAUCCUGACAAAAAUAAGAUAUCUAUGUUAAAAGAGAGCUGACUAAGCUCUCCAUGUUUUUCUCAGGUAUGGUGUAUUUCACGGUGGAGGGGAAGGACAAUGCGGCAGGUGCCAUCAAGAGGGCAUAUAUACCCACAGUGGACGACAAUAGCAACAAUAUGGCCGCCGCUGUCGACCUGGGCAUCAAAUACAUUACCACACCAGAUGGCAUCGCUGUUGACUGGGUCGGAAGGUAGAAUGGCAUGGCUGCACCUCUAUUUAUUUAUUUAUUUAUUUAUUUGUUUGUUGUUCAGAUUCCCUUGUAAUACAGAACUGGGCAUACUCCCCUACUGUGUGGUUUUGUGUUUCAUUCAAGUUCUGAAAUGUUCACAUUUAUGAAAAUGUCAUGUAAUCUGUUAGCUAAUAUAUUGAUCACUGAAAUUGUCAUGGCAGUGGUAUCUACACAGUACUUGUUAUAUUGAUGUUAAUGGCUGUGAAUGACUUUGAUAUGCAGUGCUAUAACAUGUUUGGGACAUAACAAAACAUGUUCUUUAUUUUCCUGUGAAUAGGAACCUGUACUGGGCGGACUCGAGAGUCAAGAGGAUAGAGGUGGCCAUGCUGGAUGGGCGCUACAGGAAGCAUCUGGUCAAGACGGACAUUGGCCAACCCUCGGCUGUGGCUGUCAAUCCUCGACUGGGGUGAGAAGCAUUGUAGGCUGCAAUGAGUCUGGGGCUUGUAUUGGAAGCUGUGGAUAAUGCUUCGAGAGGCUCACAAUUUCCUCGUCCCCCAAAAAUUCAUACAAAUAGAAAAUGUGAACUUGUUUAAACUACAAAUUCACGGAUCAUCGCAGUACUACAGUUUCACAAUUGAUGUGCAAGCAGUCAUGGAUGAGACAUGGUCAGAUUUGUUGUUGACCUGGGCAUUCUUUGGACAAAAAAAUCUGACAUCGUCUGAAAAGCCCCUUACAAAAUAAAUCUACUGUAGGUGAAACACUUAUCCCUCAUUUUCCUUUUCCACUUUCCUUUCUUCAUCCAGGAUGCUGUACUGGGCGGACCGAGGAACCGCGGCCAGGAUCGAGUACUCAUGGUUGGACGGGCAGCAUCGGAAUGUCCUGGUGCCCGACGGCCUUGGUUUGCCCACAGGCCUGUCAAUCGACUACGCCAACGGUGACCGGGUCUACUGGUCCGAUGCCAAGGAGAGUCGCAUUGAGUCGGUGCUACCUUCCGGAGAAGACCGCCGCACGGCAUUGUAUAUUGGUGAGGCUGGAGGGCAUAGUAAUACACCAUAGAGUGGAGGGAUACACAUGGGGCCUGAAAAUAGUCUAUUUUUUAAUUGUUUGCUUUACUUGUACAAAACUCUAUCAUACGAUUGCCAUGCCUCUCUGUGACGGUCGGCUGACUUACUAUUCAAACUUGGGGUUCUUUUUUUAUUCUUUAAAGGGGCAUUACACUCAAUCUAAGUUUGUGGAGAAUUGAUUCAUUUUGACAUUAGACUACUUCUAGGUCUGAAAAUAUACAGAAAUUAAGGUGGUACAUUACAUGGUUUCCAACCCUAUUUUCUUCUCUACAUUUGACAUUUUAGUCAUUUAGCAGACGCUCUUAUCCAGAGCGACUGACAGUUAGGGAGUGCAUACAUUUUUCAUACUGGCCCCCCAUGGGAAUCGAACCCACAACCCAGGCGUUGCAAGCGCCAUGCUCUACCAACUGAGCUACAGGAGGCCUAAUCUGUAACCUGUAAUUUCUAACCCCUGUGUUUGUCUCUGUGGGCCCAGAUGUGCGGUACCCUUUCAGUGUGAGUGUGUUUGAGGACCACAUUUACUGGAGUACCCAGGAGAAAGGGGAAGUGUUCCGGCAGGACAAGUUUGGCCGGGGCACCAAGACCAAGCUGCUCACCGCUGGGCCCUGGCUCACCCAGAUCAGUGUGUACCAGCAGCAGAGAUACAACUCCAUAGGCAGUGAGUGACACUUCAAACAUCUUCUGUGUUUCCUAUUUGAUAUCAAUUAAAACGCAGUCUAGGUUUUAGUGACAUUGUUGUUUACGUGUGUGUGUGUGUGUGUGUCAGUGAAAACCCCUUGUAAGGGGAUCUGCAGUCACUUGUGUCUGCUCAGACCUGGAGGCUACACCUGCGCCUGCCCUGAGGGAACCAGCUUUGUCUCUGGCAGCAACACAGACUGUGAUGCAGGUACCAUAGCCUCCUCCAUCUUGGACUGAUGACUCUGUCUUGUAUUGUAAAUGAAAAUUAUCUCUAUCUUGUCCCUCUUGGUUUGACUGUUGUGGUUAGCUACAUGAGGUUUUCAAUCUAUUUUGUGUGCCAUAACAAAAUUGGAAUGGCUGUAGGUGGGUCACCAUACAAUUUUUUUUGAGAGGCACUGUUCCAAACUUUAGUAUUGGGCAAAGACAGGAUAUGAUGUAAUACCUUAAACAGGAAGUAACACUUUGAAGGAAAUUGUGCUCCAUAUAUUGUAGUGUGCAUUGUUGUGGUUGACUGGUGUUGACCAUGUAUUAACCUCUUAAAUCUGACCUCUGUCAGGAUUUGACCCCCCACCCACCAUGCCCCCUCCAUGCCAGUGUAUAAAUGGCGGAACAUGCUACUUUGAUGACAACAAGGCCAUGUGCAUGUAAGUUGGAUGUUACAUUAACUUGUCCUAUUAGUGCCAUUACAAUUACUGCACAAUAUCUACAUGUUGCAUUUUUCCAGACUAUGGUGUCCAUUUUAGGACAGUGACACAUCCAUGGAAGCAGGGUGUCCACGGGUCCUUAAAAAGUAUUAAAGUCUUAAAUGAAUUUAUCUGAAAUGUCUUAAAUUCAGUCUUCAAAGGUCUUAACAAAUGUGACUGAGAUGACUAGAGUGUUUCCGUUAUAUUGUGCCGCUGCUUAAUUGUUGCCACCGCGGCAAAAAAGAAACUAAAUUGAACAUCAAAUAAUACUCGAGGCACACUUUCAAGAUGUAAAAGAGCUAUCCAACCGCGUCUGUGUGUGCACGUCAGGUGCGCGUGCCACUGCGAGUCGGUCCUUUGCCAGAGGAGAGAGAUGAGAGCAAGGUAGCCUAAUAUGCCUAUACAAUUUGAUAGACAACAACACUAACUAGAGCUGAGACAUUAAACUGAAAAUUACCAACACCGACAUUGCCCUCCUCUUACCGAAGCAAUUUUGCUUACAUCUGUAAUUUCGGUGAUUAAGCUACACAAGUUCCUGCAGAUAUUUGGGCUCUAAAACCAUUAUUUGGUCAACAGUAAUGUGCUUGAAUUAAUCUGCUUCCUGCAAUGAAAGUAUGUAUCUGCCCUGUCACUGUUUUGUGCUGGCUCUCACUCCCGCUCCCUCAUUUAAACAUGGAGUAAAGGGAGAGAUGAAUUCUGUGCAAGUGCAAGCAUACUGACUGUUGAGCAACAUUUCAAAAUGUAAUUGUGUGAAAGACACAGUUUUUUUAAACAACUACUGAUACUGUUGUUAAAAAAGAGGAGAGUCUCAGCUUUAUGUGAGUAUAACAAUUAUUUCUCAACUGUCAUUACAGAGGAAAUAACACCACUUUACAAACAGAGUAUGUAAUUGAGAGCAGGUAGCUGACUAGUGGUGGCUAUUCAGCAGCCUGAUGGUCUUGGGGUAGAACCUAUUGGCCAGUCUGUUAGUUUUAGCCAUGAUGCUCCUGUACUGGCCGUGUCUGAGUGAUGGAAUCGGGGAGAACAGGCCGUGGCUCGGGUGGCUGGGGUCCCUGAUAAACUUCUUGGCCUUCCUGCGACACCUGGACUUGUAGGUGUCCUGGAGGGCAGGCAGUGUUCAACCCAUGGUGCGUUCGGCUGAGCGUACCACCCUCUGUAGUGCCUUGCAGUCAGCGGCGGUGGAGUUGUCGUACCAGGCUGUGAUGCAGUCCGACACUAUGUUUUCGAUGUGAGGGCCUUCUGGGACAGGUUGAAUUUCUUCAGCCUCCUGAGGUUAGAGUGACUGUCGUUCCUUCUUCACCACAGUGUCGGUGUGGUUUGACCAUUUCAGCUCCUUGAAGAUGUGUACACUGAGGAACUUGACGUUUUUGACCGUCUUCAUAGCGGCCCCAUUGAUGAGGAUGGGGGCGUGCCCAGCCUGGUUCCUCCUGAAGUCCACAAUCGGCUCCUUUGUUUUGCUGACGUUGAGGGAGAGGUUGUUUACCUGGCACCACACCGUCAGAGUGCCUACCUCCUCCCUGUAGGCUGUCUCAUCGUUGUUGGUAAUCAGGACUACUACUGUCGUGUCGUCAGCACUCUUGAUGAUGGAGUUGGAACUGUGUGAGGCCAUGCAGUCGUGGGUAUACAGGGUGUACAGAAGGGGACUGAGGACAUACCCUUGUGGGGCCCCCAUGUGGAGAAGGUAAUGUUGCCUACCUUCAUCAUCUGGGGGCGGCCCGUCAGGAAAUCCAUGACCCAGUUGCAUAGGGAGGAGUUCAGUCCCAGGGCUGUGAGCUUUGUGGUGAGCUUAGAGGGCACUAUGGUAUUGAAGGCCGAGCUGUAGUCGAUUUAAAGCAUCCUCACAUAUGCAUUCCUCCUGUCCAGGUGGGUGAGGGCAGUGUGCAGUGCAAUGGUGAUUGCGUCGUCCGUGAAUCUGUCGGGCGGUAGGCAAAUUGGAGAGGGUCGAUUGUGUCGGGGAGGGAGGAAGUGAUGUAGUCUUUGUCUAGCCUCUCGAAGCACUUCAUGAUGACUGAAGUGAGUGCUACGGGUUGGUAGUCAUUCAGUUCAUUUACUUUUCCUUUCUUGGGCACGGGGAUGGUAGACAUCUUAAAGCAGGUGGGGAUAACAGCUUGAGCUAGAGAGAGAUUGAAAAUGUCAGAAAACACAACAGCUAGCUGGUCUGCACAUGGUCUGAGGGCACGGCUAGGGAUGCCGUCUGGGCCGGCAGCCUUGCGAGGGUUAACACGUUUUAAUGACUUGCAUACGUCCUCCAUGAAGACCGCAAGCACAUAGCCCUCGUUGUCCUCAGGGGCUCUCCUAGGCAGCUCAGAGUCGUUUUGCUCGAAGCGUGAGAAAAGGGUGUUUAGCUCGUCCGGUAGGGCGGCGUUGGUGAUAAUCCGUGAUCGUUAGAAGCCUCUGUCACAUACACCUCGUAUCCGACCAGCUGAAUUUUUCCUCCACUUUGUCCCUAUACUUGUGUCUCGUCAUCUUGAUCGAUCUGCGUAGGUUGUAUUUGUACUGUUUAAUCAUACAAUUGUCCCCAGUCAAUAUGCACAAAAAACAUGUUGCAAAUCAAAAUAUCCAUCAUGCAUUCCCUGAAAAUGUUAGAUUAAACUUCUUUCAUGACUUACUUGGCACUGGAAAAAGUCAGUCUAGAGCCCUCCUGCUGAAAUUACCUAGCUUCGAAGUAUAGCCAUUUGAUACCUGAUUCACUGAAUGAGGGAAUUCUUUUAUUAGACUUUUUGGUUGUAGUCUGUUAUAGCAUAAUACCUCCAAGAGAGCUACUGAGUGUGUAGACUUUUGUUCCCCCCUCUACUCUAACACACCAACUGCUCAACAGGACCUUGUUAAACUGACUCAGGUGUGUUUGAGCAGUGCCGGAUCAAAAGCCUGCACACCCAGUGGCUUGGCUUUCCAGAUGGAGAGUUGACCACGUGUUUUAUACUGUAACAUACAGUGCCUUGCAAAAGUAUUCAUCCCCAUUGGCGUUUUUCCUAUUCACCCCCCCCCCCCCCCCCCCCCCCCCACCUUUUGCAGCAAUUACAGCUGCAAGUCUCUUGGGGUAUGUCUCUAUAAGCUUGGCACAUCCAGCCACUGGGAUUUUUGCCCAUUCUUCAAGGCAAAACUGCUCCAGCUCCUUCAAGAUGGAUGGGUUCCGCUGGUGUACAGCAAUCUUUAAGUCAUACCACAGAUUCUCAAUUGGGUUGUAAGGCAACAAAAUAGGAAGAAUGCCAAGGGAGGUGACUACUUUCGCAAGACUACUUUUGCAAGGCACUGGCACUUCGACUUUAAGGCAUUUUUUUUUCACAGUUAUGAUAUUGAGCAUCAUUAUACUAAGCUGAUAUUGGUAUCGAAGCCAAAAUUCUGAACACUUAGGCCUAGAGUUUGUGAUUUAGCUAAUGAUUAGCCCAUUGGGGUAGCCUAAACAAAUGCAGAUGGGAAACCCCAUGCUUCAGUCAUCUAUAUCCUAGCCGCUAUGCUACUACAUCCGUUAGGCUACAGGAGAAUGCUCAUUGCUCAAAUAGCACACUUGCCUGAUAAUAUUAUGAGCCAGCCCAAAAAUACUACUUUUUGCCAACAUGGGCUCAUUUCUGGAGAGGAAUAUUAGCAGUUGUGUGGCGCUCGCAGACCUCAAAAUUGGUAUUGUAUUGCAUUCCAAGUGGCAUUAAAAAGUCUUAAAUUUAACAAAUAACCUGAACAUAACGUGCGACUCUGUCCUUAUUAUGGAUAGCGUACAAGCCCUGCCGGUGUUACCUCUCUCUGUAUAACAUUGGUUUUGAUUUUUUCCUCAGAUGUCCUCCAGAAUGGCAGGGAGACUUUUGUGAGAUAAACAUAUUUGGGGUGGUCGCAUCUUCAGGUACAUGCAACAGUAUAUCCAUGAUCCAUCGUUAGUUUGUUCAUAUUUUUUUUCAUACCACAAAAUGUCAAUGUCUUUACGUCCCCCCUCUGUUUCUCUCUAUCGUUCUCCUUUUCACCUCAUCUCCUUCCCUUCCUUCUCUUUCACCCCCACUCUCAUUCCCUCCUCUCCCUCAUGCAAACCCCCUCUCCUUCCCUCCCUCCCUCCCUCCUGCCAUUCCCCCCCCCCUCCCUCCCGCCCAGUGGGUAUAGCCAUCGGGGUGACUGUACUGAUAGUACUUCUCCUUGGGGGUCUGGUCUAUGCUGCCCAGAGGAAGGCCAGUAUCAUGGAGACAAUAAGCCACAUCAUGCCAAGUAUGCCUAGCUUCAGGUGAGCCACAGUUCCACAGGUACUGCCACAAUAUAUCUUGUCCCCCAGCUCAUUAGAUUCUAAAAGGAUAUGCUAAUGCUAAAGCUAGCCCAACAACCCAUUAGAUUCUAAAGGGAUGCUAAUGCCAAAGCUAAGUUUCCUCAUAAUACAGAGCUAAUAUCUGUAUCAUAAUCCUUUCAUUCAUACCAAGUGUACUUUUAUUGGAUGUUUUCAGGGGUGCCCCGUCUCAAAGCUCUGACCCAUCAAAGGAGGAGGGGAGUGACCCGGGCCCAAGCCUCAAAGCGGUUUGUCUAAUCAUGAUUUGUUAAUAAUCCAUAAAACAAAAACAUUUAAAGUGUUUUCCAGCACACAGACUCCUAGAGUACUGUGGUUAGCUUAUGUUCAUGCAAAGCGUCUCUUUACAUAGUCUUACGGUCUAUGUCUCAUCAAUGUCUCAUCUAGGAACCCCUUCACCAGGAGCCCUGUACUGCUGUUCCUAUGGAGGAGGAAAGGGGGAAGAGUUUUGAGAACCCCGCCUAUGCAGCUGAGGGGAUUGAGAGACCUGCCCCUAACGGUAUCACUACUGCCAUCCUUGUGCCCAAUGGGACAGCAAAGGUCAAUACACCAAAUAUACUGUAUUAGCUAAUAUAUGUACUAUAAUGUACUGUAUUCUGUUAAAUCAUCCCAAUGUGGAUUUCAGCAGUUCUAUGAUUUUAGUUUUACUAAGACAACACUGGCGGGUCACAGCCAAUCAACUUGUGGGCCAGAUUUUGCCCGUGGGCCGCCAGUUGAAGACCCCUGUUUUGGAGUUUCAAUUGAGAGCUAGUUAAAAAGUGUAUUCUUGUUUUUAGGGACAUGCACUGGGCAGUAUGCCAAUGUCAUUCAGAACAUAGAACAUGAGGAAGACCACCCUGUCGACUGUAUCUUGCGUGUAGUUCUGAAUUGUUCUUUAUGUUGUUCUAUAGGAGAACAUUGAGAACCCUUUGUAUGCUGAGGUUCGUGUGGUAGCUGAGCCUGACCCUGAGCCCGAUGCUAGCGCCACACCCGCUAACACUGUAUCAGUC